Molecule: messenger RNA, 1813 nt
Organism: Musa acuminata AAA Group (dessert banana)
Lineage: Eukaryota; Viridiplantae; Streptophyta; Magnoliopsida; Zingiberales; Musaceae
Product: transcription factor MYB61
Exons: 3
Coding region: 367-1560 (397 amino acids)
Source: RefSeq, a predicted model, not a curated record
AGUACUAACCGGGUUGGUGAGCUUUUCUUUAAUGUUGGAGAGUGGACGGAAGCGGUGGUGGAAUUGGAUUUGGAUCCCUCCGAGUCCCAUCCAACCACCGUAUGCAUUGCCUUCAUCUUCACUGAAGCAUAUGGUACCUUUGCUGUUUGUCCUCCCUGCGGUGGGAGUAAAACUUUCCCCAAGUCUUCUCCUUGAAUUAUCAGAUAUAAAGAGUCGACAGCGACCACAUCCUCCUCCUUUAAGCUCAGCACCGAGCCGGCUCUGUGCAUUCCCCCCUUGCCCUACCAAAUUUCGUUUGCUCUGCCUCCCCCCUGUAUCUUCUCCGGCUCCGUGACUCGGCGGCAUUGCACCGGGGCUUCACUCUGGAUGGGGAGGCACGCUUGCUGCUACAAGCAGAAGCUGAGGAAAGGCUUGUGGUCUCCGGAGGAGGACGAGAAACUCGUGAGGCACAUCACCAAGUACGGCCAUGGGUGCUGGAGCUCUGUCCCCAAGCUAGCAGGCCUUCAGAGGUGCGGGAAGAGCUGCAGAUUGAGGUGGAUAAAUUAUCUGAGGCCUGAUCUGAAGAGGGGCACGUUUUCGCAGCAGGAGGAGGACCUCAUCGUCGACCUCCACGCAGCCUUGGGCAACAGAUGGUCUCAGAUCGCGGCCCAGUUGCCGGGAAGAACAGACAACGAGAUCAAGAACUACUGGAACUCCUGCAUCAAGAAGAAGCUGAGGCAGAGAGGCAUCGACCCGAGCACCCACAAGCCACUCGGCGAGACCGACGGAAGGGAAGACCGAGAAACCACGAACAGCGAGAAGACCUCCGGAUCCAGAAACCCGCAGCUCCUGCCCCCCGCCUCGGUGGAGGCUGAGCCAACUCCGUCAUUGAUGGGGACGGGAGUGUCCGAAGAUCCAGCGAUACCCACCAAAGAGUUCUUCGUGGAUCAGCUCGUCGUCAGCAGCAGGCACGAGAGCCCCAAUUCAACCCGAUACGCUCCUCUUCAGCAAUCCAAUUACGUCGCCUGCUGUGAUGCCAAUGGCACGAGACCAAUCGGGCCACCGAUUCAGCCGACUCCGCCGCUCUGGUUCACCCACGACACCAGGCUGCUCAACGCCGACGCUGAAUUGUGUCACGACAUGCUCCCAUCAGUCGUCCCAUCGAUCUCAACAUCGAUGCUCUCGUCGUCAGCGGAGCUGAAGCCCAUGAUGAGUCUCCCGCCAGACAGCAACAACAGCGCCAACAGCACCGACAGCAGCAACGAGCUGGAGCUCCAAAGCAGCGGCACCCUUUUCGACAGCGGCAUCUUCCAGUGGCUGGAACUGCUGCCGAACAAGGGUCAGAUCCAAUUCGAUACCGAGCCGGAGGACCUCAAAUGGUCGGAGUACCUUAACGGCACCAUCGCAUCGACGACAACCAAUCAAAGCCAAGGCCAGAGCUUGUUCGGUGUCACCAAAGAAGAGAGCCAAGUCUCAGUCAAUGGCUUGAAUUCUUGGUACGAGGAACAGCAGCUUCAUCCUCCUGAUCUUUACGGUAAGGAUCUCCACCAGAGACUUCCUGCACAGCCUGAACGCAUCUAACUUUGGCCACCGGCAACAAGAAUCUUUGGUGGGGAGCUUCUGAUUCAGAGAAGGGAGGCAAUUCUUUUGACAUGGAACAAGGAAGACUUCUGAUAGAUCACAGUUGUGUGAUUCACAGAUUUUUACGUGUAAAUAGAUGUUUAUGAUACAAAACUUGUUGGCUCUGUUUGAUUAUUGCGUGUGUUGCACUUUGUAUCACCCAAACAAUCAAGUCUUUUGUUUCAAGUUUGAUGUCCUUUCAGAUUUCCCUUUG